UUUUCAAUUAAACAAAACCAUAAAAUAUUAAUCUAAUCCAAACUCCACCCACCCUUACCUAUUCUUAUUCACUUUAUAUUAUAUUAAAUUAUACCAUAUACAUUUCAUAUCAUCCUCUUGAAUAUUUCUACUUUAUUAUUCAUAGUGUCCAAACAAAUACAAGAACUUUGCUUUACAAAAAGUAUACAGAUUUUUGGUUCACUCUGUAAGAAGAAGCUAAAAAAGUAACCUUUGCCCAGAACCACAAAAACCCAGUUCAGAGAAAAUUCAAGAACUGAGAUUUUUCUAUAUUUUCCACAUUUUUUAAUUCUCAUUGUUCUUAAUUCUCAAAAGGGUGUCUUCAAGAUUGGUAAAGUUUCAAUUUUUUCACCUCAGUGGGUGGUAAAGUUUCAAUCUUUACAUCAUUUUUGUAUAAUGUGGAGGAGUCUGAUCGGAGAAACGCCGUCCACGGCGGCGAUUUGAUGGGUCCGAGGUUGUUGUUAGCAGAGUUGUGUUUUGUUAAACGCAGCGUUUCAUGGAGUUGAAGAUUUGGUGUAGUAGUAGUAGUAGUAGUAGUAGUAGUAGUAGUAGUAGUAGUAGUAGUAGUAGUACUUUAAGUGUUCAUUCAAAAUCCAGCUCUUCAGCUAAGCUUCGAUUUGCUAUAUUUUUCCCUCAGGUUCUAUUGCUACUAGUGUGUUUAGAGACCAGUUUAGCAACUUUGCCGGACCAUGAAUUGUUGAGACAAGAAGAUAAGAGUACCAUAUCCCAUUCUUGCAUCCAUGAUCAGAUAAUUGAACAAAGAAAAAGACCUGGUUUGCAAGUGUAUUCCAUCACCCCGCAGGUGUAUGAGGAGUCUGUGGUUUCAAAUCUGCCUCACCGUAGAGGAAGGGCAUUGCUUGAAAUUCCCAAAGAACAAAAUGAUGUCAUGCAACCCAUUAGAAUCUUUUUGAAUUAUGAUGCUGUUGGUCAUUCAUGUGAGAGAGACUGUCAAAAAGUCGGGGACAUUGUGAAGCUUGGGGAGCCACCAGGUGCUUCUUUUUCUGGUACAUCUUCUUGUAAUCCACAUGGGGAUCCUCCAGUUUAUGGUGAUUGCUGGUAUAACUGCACUUCAGAUGAUAUAGCUGGGGAGGACAAAAGGCAUCGGCUUCGCAAGGCGCUUGAGCAGACAGCAGACUGGUUUAGAAGAGCAUUAGCUGUUGAACCAGUCAGGGGAAACCUGCGGUUAAGUGGAUAUUCUGCUUGUGGACAAGAUGGAGGUGUACAACUCCCAAGGAAAUACGUUGAAGAGGGUGUUGCAAAUGCGGAUUUGGUUCUUUUGGUGACUACAAGGCCAACAACAGGCAACACUCUUGCGUGGGCUGUAGCAUGUGAGCGUGAUCAAUGGGGUCGUGCUGUUGCUGGGCAUGUCAAUGUUGCUCCUCGCCAUUUAACUGCUGAAGCAGAAACUUUACUUCAAGCUACUUUGAUACAUGAGGUGAUGCAUGUUCUUGGAUUUGAUCCUCAUGCCUUUUCUCAUUUCCGUGAUGAGAGGAAACGUAGACGUAAUCAGGUUACUGAACAUGCAAUGGAUGAAAAGCUUGGACGAAUGGUAACUCGAGUGGUGCUUCCUCGAGUUAUCAUGCAUGCUCGCUAUCACUAUGGGGCAUUCUCCCAGAAUUUCACUGGACUGGAACUAGAAGAUGGAGGUGGACGUGGUACAUCAGGUUCUCACUGGGAGAAAAGGCUAUUGAUGAAUGAGAUCAUGACCGGGUCGGUGGAUACAAGAUCAGUGGUUUCAAAAAUGACUCUUGCUUUACUUGAGGACAGUGGAUGGUACCGCGCUAAUUAUAGCAUGGCUGACCGUCUUGAUUGGGGUCGCAACCAAGGAUCUGAAUUUGUUACCUCUCCCUGCAAUCACUGGAACGGAGCCUAUCAUUGUAACACUACCCAGUUAUCUGGAUGUACAUAUAAUAGGGAGGCAGAAGGUUAUUGUCCACUUGUAAAUUAUAGUGGGGAUCUUCCUCAAUGGGCUCGUUAUUUUCCACAGGCUAACAGAGGUGGUCAGUCAUCGUUGGCCGAUUAUUGCACUUAUUUUGUUGCUUACUCUGAUGGAUCAUGCACAGACACCAAUGGUGCUCGUGCACCUGACAGAAUGUUAGGUGAAGUGAGGGGAAGUAGUUCAAGGUGCAUGGCUUCGUCUUUAGUGCGUACUGGAUUUGUACGUGGCUCUAUGACCCAAGGCAAUGGUUGUUAUCAGCAUAGGUGCUCAAACAAUUCGUUAGAGGUUGCUGUAGACGGCAUUUGGAAAGUUUGUCCUAAAGCUGGUGGACCUAUCCAGUUUCCUGCCUUUAAUGGUGAGCUAAUCUGCCCGGCAUACCAUGAACUCUGUGAUGUGGAUCCAGUUUCUUUGUCUAGUCAUUGUCCCAAUUCAUGCAAUUUCAAUGGAGAUUGCUUAGGUGGAAAAUGUCAAUGCUUUAUUGGGUUUGGUGGUCAGGAUUGUAGCAAACGCUCCUGUCCUGGGAAUUGUAGCGGACGUGGCAAAUGUCUUGGGAGUGGUGUUUGUGAAUGUCAAAAUGGGUAUACGGGCAUCGACUGUUCCACAGCUGUUUGUGACGAGCAGUGCAGCCUUCAUGGUGGGGUCUGUGACAAUGGAGUCUGUGAGUUCCGUUGUUCUGACUAUGCUGGUUACACGUGCCAAAAUAGCUCCACACUUCUUCCCAGUCUCUCUGUUUGCAAAGACGUGCUUCAAAAUGAUGUAUCGGGACAACACUGUGCACCUAGCGAGUUAAGUAUCUUGCAGCAGCUGGAAGAAGUAGUGGUGAUGCCCAACUACAAUCGAUUGUUCCCAGCUGGUCCUCGAAAAAUUUUGAACAUUUUUAGGGGUAGAGAUUGUGAUGGAGCUGCUAAACGACUAGCCUGCUGGAUCUCAAUCCAAAAAUGUGACAAUGAUGGUGACAACCGGCUACGAGUGUGUCAUUCGGCUUGCCAAUCAUAUAAUGUGGCAUGUGGAGCAUCUCUCGAUUGCUCGGACCAGACACUUUUUAGCAGUGAACACGAGGGUAAAGGUCUUUGCACAGGUUGGGGCGAAUUGGACGCUUGGUUUUAGAGGGCACUAUUCAGGCAAAAAUUGGUUUUAGAAAAUGAAUUUGGUGUAAAUUGUAGGGUAGUUAGUUUUUUUUUUCUUUUUCUUUUUAAUUGGCUUGUAAUGUGUUGUAAGCUUUUUUCUCGGGUAGGAAAAUGUGUGCGCGAAGCGCUCAUAGGUUAGUGUUUUUUUUUUGGUUUUUAGUUCCCAGCCCAAAUAUCAUUUGGUAAAAGAUUUGGGUGGGAAAUUAAUUUGAGAUUUUGGCUUUCAAAAAUGAAAGUCUCAGAUGUAGAGAAAUUGUACAAGGACAAGGAUAAUAGAAAAAAAAAGAGGAGGAAAAAUGAAUUGGCCCAAGGCCUUUGCAUCAA
Nicotiana tabacum (common tobacco) is the source of this 3408-nucleotide messenger RNA. RefSeq lists its product as uncharacterized. Lineage: Eukaryota; Viridiplantae; Streptophyta; Magnoliopsida; Solanales; Solanaceae. Gene Ontology annotation, biological process: proteolysis; cell adhesion. Gene Ontology annotation, molecular function: metalloendopeptidase activity. The record is from RefSeq and is a predicted model, not a curated record. Gene Ontology annotation, cellular component: cytoplasm; membrane.